This is a messenger RNA of Sorex araneus (European shrew), 6503 nucleotides long. RefSeq names its product ubiquitin specific peptidase 51 (gene USP51). Gene Ontology annotation, molecular function: cysteine-type deubiquitinase activity; zinc ion binding. The record is from RefSeq and is a predicted model, not a curated record. NCBI's taxonomy places the organism in Eukaryota, Metazoa, Chordata, Mammalia, Eulipotyphla, Soricidae. Gene Ontology annotation, biological process: protein deubiquitination.
GGGGCGGUCCCUUGUGACCAGACCCAAGGAGAGGUCUGGAGGAAACCUGGCUGACAAGCUCCUGGACAACAGCUGCUGCUAGCGCGUAUUAGCCGCCUGGGGCCCAAGGAUAUAAGGAAAGAACGUCAGAGGAAACUGUGCCAAAACGAGGCUGUGCUAGGCGCAGGAAAGGCAGUUAGAGGGUGGCGUCAUUUUAAAAGAAGAUUCCACCUCUUUCCACCCUAAAACUCAGUCGCAGCUCGAUUCCAGAUGCCUUUAUCCUUUCGCUGCGCGGUGAGCUGAUGGCCCAGGUUCGAGAAGCUUCCCUGCCUUCUGGCUCUUUGGUCCUUUGGAGCUCGGGCAGUGGGGGAGGGGCCUUCCCGUAGUACGCUAUGGAGAAGGAGGGGGGAAUGGAGAAGGCGGUGGGGGAGGAGAAGGUGUGCUCAAGCCUGGGAGCUGAGGAGGAGAUGAAGCUGGAUCCAUUACAAGGGCACAAGCUCGCGCAGGAGGAGGACUUGAUAAUGAGUGGCGGCAGCGGCAGCAGCGGCAGCGGCAGCGAUGAGAAGGUGCUUCUCUCAACGCCCCCUGGCUGUCACAGUGGCAGCAGGCCCCUGUGUUUGCGCCGCAGGCCCCGCCCUCGGGCCCACUCCCGAGGUCUGCCGGGGCGUUCCGCUCCACCCCUACCACUAGCCCAUCCUUCUGCGUCUCUGCUGCUACAGCUGCCUCCGGGUGCCCGAACCUAGUGCAGAUCUCUGCGUAUCUCCCCCCCCAGAUCCAGGCGUCAGACAAAGCAAGGCUGUUCUGGAGAUCGAAGUGGCUUUGGGGACUGGUUGCUGGAGGUGGAGUUUGAUCACGGGCCCACUGGCUGCUCUCGUGUGGAGAGCUUUAAAGUAGCUAAGAACUGGCAGAGGAAGCUGCUGUUGAUCUACCAGCAUUUCGUUUGGAGUGGGACCCGGACUAGGAAACGUAAGGCAGAGUCGUGCAUCUGUCAUAUAUGUAGUACCCGUAUGAGGAGACUCCACUCUUGUCUCUCCUGUGUCUUUUUUGGCUGCUUUACUGAGAAACAUAUUCACAAACAUGCAGAAACAAAACAGCACAAUUUAUCUGUCGAUUUGUGUCAUGGGGUUGUGUAUUGGUUUAUGUGUAAGGAUUACAUAUAUGACAAAGACAUAGAACAGAUUUCCAAAGAAACAAAAAAUAAAUUUAAAUUAUUAACUUCCACCUCAACAGAGGUUAAAAAACAGUGUAUGACAUCAGGUAUUGAAGAUAGGCGAUCAGCCUGUGAGUCCAAGAAACAGGAGACAAAAUUGGUGAAACCCAAGAAAAGGAGAAAGCAAACAGUUUAUACUGUAAGCCUGAGGGGACUGAUUAAUCUUGGGAACAUUUGCUUUAUGAAUUGUAUUGUCCAGGCACUUAUUCAUAUUCCUCUACUGAAAUACAUCUCUAAUAAGCAUAAAUGUGUAAUGAUAAGCCCUAGCUUGUGUCUUGUCUGUGAGAUGUCUUCUCUUUUUCAUGCUAUGUACUCUGGGAUUCGAACUCCUCACAUUCCCUAUAACUUACUACACUUGUUUUGGAUUCAUGCAGAACACUUAGCAGGGUAGGAUGCCCAUGAGUUCCUCAUUGCCAUAUUAGAUGUGCUGCAUAGACACAGCAAAGGUGAUGAUAUUAUACAGGAGACCAAUAACCCCAACUGCUAUAAAGACCUAAUCUUCACAGGUGGCUUGCAGUCAGAUGUCACAUGUCAAGCUUGCCACAGUGUUUCCACCACAAUAGAUCCAUGCUGGGACAUAAGUUUGGACUUGCCUGGCUCUUGUGCUACAUUCAGUUCUCCGAAUCCAGAGAGGGCUGACAGCACAGUUGACUAUAUACCAGGAAUUCCUUCACUCACAGAUUGCCUGCAGUGGUUUACAAGGCCAGAAGACCUAGGAAUCAGUUCCAAAAUCAAAUGCAGUAGUUGUCAAAGCUACCAGAAAUCCACAAAACAGCUCAUGAUGAAGAAAUUACCCAUUGUAGCCUGUUUUCAUCUUAAGCAGUUUGAACAUGUAGGUAAACAGAUACAAAAGAUUAAUACUUUUAUUUCCUUUCCCUUGGAACUUGACAUGACUCCAUUUUUAGCCUCUACUAAAGAGAACAGAAUGAAAGAAGGCCAGCCACCAGCAGACUUUGUGUCUACUGAGAAUAAGUACUUGUUUGCAGUAAUAAAUCACCAUGGAACUUUGGAAAGUGGACACUAUACCAGUUUUAUCAGGCAGCAGAAGGAUCAGUGGUUCAGUUGUGAUGAUGCUGUCAUUCCCAAGGCUACCAUAGAGGAUUUAUUCUUAAGUGAAGGAUACUUACUAUUCUAUCACAAACAGGAUCUUGAGAAACAGAAAGACUAGUCUUACCAGACUACUUAUCAGAAAAAAGUAAAAGGGAUGAAUAAACAAGGAUACUAAGGUGACAUGCAAACCAAAUCUGGAAUGGACAAUAACAACCAUACAACAAGCUCCUCUUGAAAUAUCAUAAAACCUACCUGGAAUGAACAAUUGACAAUAGUAUCUAUGUGAUAAUUAGUGUCUUGAUAUGAAUAAUGUAUUUUAACAUGGUGUGUGGGUCUGGUUGGGGAGAGUAAAUACUAACCAGUGACCAUUUAAACUUAAAAAUGGGAGAAGGAAGAAGAGGCUAUAAAUGGUCACGUAAAGUAUAUUUCAAUGAUCAAGAUGCUUCAGGUGGUGAGAAUGGGACAGGAGAUGCCAGCAUGAUAUAAUUUGUUUCUAUAAAAAAAAACUGUGAGAAGUCAAGGACUUUCAUUCACCAGAAGCAUCAUAAUUGGUAUUUAAACUACAUCUGACCAGUCAUAGUUUGAAAAAAGAUAAUAGUUUAUGACCAGGGAGAUAGCUCAAAGGGCCCUGACUAGAACAGCCCUGGUAUCUCCUAAGCAAUGCUCAAGUGUGGCAUUGAUGGCCCUAAUUGUCAGUCGUGGUGCAAAUAUACCAAGUUUUGCCAGGAGUGGCCACCAGGCCCCUGGACUCUCAAGCAGAGCUGGGAUAUCUCCUUACCCCCAUCAAAAAGUACUUAAUAUUGUAAAAGAAACCUUGAAGUUUUUUAUUAAAACUUUUUUGACUUUUAAUAGAAAGUGUUGUUAAAUGUUGAAAUAUUAAGUUAAAAAUUUCAAAUAGAUCAUUUAAAUGUUAAAAGAGUUUUAAAUUUAAAAGUUUAAAUUUAAUUAAGAAAACAAUUUUAAGAAGUUAGUCUCCUGCUUUGUUAUUCUAUAUUCCACAGAUAAGUGCAAUCUUUCUGUCUGUCUCUCUCUUUCUGACUCAUUUCACUUAGCAUGAUACUUUCCAUGCUGAUCCACUUAUAUGCAAAAUUCAUGACCUCAUUUUUUCUAACAGCUGCAUAGUAUUCCAUGGUAUUAAAUAAAUUCAAAAUAAAAAAGAAAACAAUUUUAGAAAUAUAUUUUAAGAGGUAAAAUUAAUAAAACAAGGAAAACUGAAUGUUUACAUGAAAGUUAAAAUGAAGAACAGUUUUAAAGUUAAAAAGUUAAAAGAUAAUGAAGAAAGCUCCUAAAAGAAAAUUUUUAAAUGGAGUAAUAUGCUAUGUAAAUAUGUUUAUUAAAAUUUAAAGCAGGGUACAGAACGAUUUUAUAGCAGAUAGGAUACUUGCCUUGCUUGUGGCUGACCCGCCUUCCAUACCCAGCACCUAAUAUGGUCCAAAAAUCAAAAGUUAAUAAAAGUUAGCACUGUAGCACUGUCAUCCCGUUGUUCAUCGAUUUUCUCAAGCAGGCACCAGUAAUGUCUCCACUGAGAGAUUUGGACUUGGACUGGAGUGAUAGUACAGUGUGUAGGGCAUUUGCCUUGCACACAGCGGACCAGGUUCAUUUCCUCCUUCCCUCUCGGAGAGCCGGGCAAGCUACCGAGAGUAUCCUGCCCACACAGCAGAGCCUGACAAGCUACCCGUAGCAUAUUCGAUAUACCAAAAACAGUAACAACAAGUCUCUCAAUAAAAGUUAAUAAAAAUAAAAUAUUUAAUAAGAAAUAAGUUUUAAGAAAUAAGAAUGUAAUUAAAAUUUAUAUUUAGAGAAAGUUUUAGAAGAGGAAAGUUUAGAAUUCGAUAGAAUUGUCUAAAAUUUUUAAAUAAAAAUUAGAGAAAGAUGAAAUAGGAAUGGCUCACAGAACUGGAGGGCAUGUUUUUCAGAUGGGAGUCCUGGGUUCAGUUCCCAACACCACAUGCUCCUCAGAUAACCACAGGUGUUGUCCUCUACUCAAAUUGGAGACUUAAUCAUGGUGUUUAAACAAUCUUUGAUAAGUUCAAGUUGAGAAAUUUAAAUAAAAGCUAAAUAUUUAAACAGAAGAUACAAGGAAGAAAACAGUCUUUAAAAAGAAAGAUAUAAAUUUUAAAAAAUAAAAUAUUUCUGGGCUGAAGCGAUAGUACAGAGGGUAGGGCAUUUGCCUUGCAUGCAGCCGACCCAGGUUCAAUUCCCAGCAUCCCAUAUGGACCCCUGAGCCCCGCCAGGAGUAAUUCCUGAGUGCAGGAGUGCAGAGCCAGGAGUAACCCCUGUGCAUUGCCGGGUGUGACCCAAAAAGAAAAAAAAAGAUAAAAUAUUGAAAUUGAAAAAAUUAAAAAGCCAUAAUAUUUUAUUUCAAUGUAUACAUACUAAAAUCUGGGUUAUGAAAAGUGAGUGGAGGGGAAUGAAUAACAAGGGGUUGUGAAUAUAUGUAUUUUAAUCAUGUUCAUAUAUAAAUUCAAUUUGAAAAUAAUAUAUAAUUUAGAUGUCAGUGUACUAUCCAAGUGUGGGAUUUCUGCAAAGUUUGAUCUAUUCUACCUUCCCCUCUCAGGUUUCAUACCCUAUUUUAUUUCCUGAAGUAAGUAUAGCUAUUUAUUUGGCAGAAUUAAAUACAUCUAUGAAAGACGAACUUUAAAAUUGGAGGCCAAUGAGUAUAGCAGAUCAGGCACUUGCCUUUCAAGGCUGACCAGAGUUUGAUCCCUGGUAUCCCAUAUCGUCCAACACCACCAGGAGUAAUACUUGACUGCAGAGCCAGAAAUAAGCCCUGAGGACCACCCAGUGUGCCUCCCUGCGUAAGAAAGAGAGAGAAAUGAAAAUUGAAGCCAGUCUCUCCAUUACAACAGUGUUAUUUAUACAAAUCAUUCGUUUCUGUAGGAAGUUCUUGACAAUUUGGGGGAUUAUAAAUAUUAAACUGAAUCCCAUAAACUGCUUUGAGGAAGUGCUGAACACCCAUAUACGAGGACCUCUCACCCUCUUCUUUCCCUAUCCCCUUCCAUGGAGAAAUGGGAUUUUAAAAUUUCUAUGCUAGAACACAAGUUUUGUGUUUGAAAAUGCUUUUACUUAUUCUUUCUUUUACUCCUUCUCCCCUUAUUCCAUCAUUUAUUCCUGGUUCUCUGAACCCUCACUUGUGGUCCUUCCUAUGCCACCUGGUGGCUUCUACUCAUCUUCAAGACACAGCUCAGAGAUGACUUCUCUGGAGACUUCCUUAAAUUCUCUAUCCAGGUAUAAGUUAGAAAAUUGUUUGCUGUUCCUCUAUCCCUUUCACUGUGCCUUCAAAAUAUUUUAUCUGUACUUUAGUAAUAGUAGUUAUUCUACUAUGAUUCUACUGUAGUUUUGUAAUUGUCUUCCUCUCUGCACAGGAUUCUGCUAACAGGGUACCAAGCCUUACUCAAUUUUAUGCUAAUAAAUGCUUGCUGAAUGUGAGAAUGAGUUCAGUUAUUUAAUUCACUCAGUAAAUAUGAUCUCACCCAUUAUUUGUAAUAUGGUAUAAUAUGGUGUAAUCAAUGUUAUAUUUUUCCCUAAAUAUGGUGUAAGAAAUGCUUCUUAGUUGUAGGGUCUGGAUUUAGAAAGAAGGUACUAGGUGAAGAAAUAACAGAAAUAACCAGAAAUAACAAGUGUCACAAGGAAGUGAGAAUAGGCCUGAGAGUUGGUGGCCAUGAGAAAACAGGUGGUAGGGAGAGCAGGAGCUGCAGGUGAGGUGACACUGGGAUCUGUGGUAUAUAUGUGGCAACACUUCCCUUCACCACAGUGUCCCAGAGCUCCCGCAAUAUUUUCUCAUCUUAAAACGAUGUAUCAAAAAAUCUCCAUAGUGUGUCACAUGAUUUUACAUUCCCAGGAGAUAGCAUACUUCACUGUUCCUUGAUAUAGUAAUCCUUGCUUCUUUAUUUUAUUUUAUUUUAUUUUAUUAUUUUUCUUUCUCAUAAAGCAUUUUUUGUCAUCUGGACUUUAUUGAUCUAAUAAAAUUACAUUAAGAAUUGAAAUGAAUUAUACAUUAUUGUGCUCAUGUUUCCCCCAUACAAAGUUCAAGAACCCAUGCCUUCACCAGUGCCCAUUCUCUACCACCAGUAAACCCAGCAUCUCUCCCACCCUCCCCAGUCCCGUCUCCAACCCCCCAACCCCACACUGCCACUAUGGCAGGGUAUUCCCUUUUGUUCUCUCUCUCUCUGAUUAGGUGUUGUGGUUUGCAAUAAAGGUGUUGAGUGGCCAUUGUGUUCAGUCUCUAGUCUACAUUCGGCACGCGUCACCCUUCCCCCGAAUG